Messenger RNA from Strongylus vulgaris, 524 nucleotides. The record is from the annotation of a GenBank genome assembly. NCBI's taxonomy places the organism in Eukaryota, Metazoa, Nematoda, Chromadorea, Rhabditida, Strongylidae.
AUGGCAGAUGUCAUGGACCAGGAUUACUACGCGGCUGGACAUUACAUUAUCCGCCAAGGCGAAAAAGGUGACGCAUUCUUCGUAAUAAAUAGCGGAACAGUGAAAGUGACUCAACUAAUAGAGGGUGAAACGGAACCGCGUGAAAUCAGAAUUCUGAAUCAGGGUGAUUUUUUUGGUGAAAGGGCCUUACUUGGUGAUGAAGUUCGAACAGCAAAUAUAAUCGCGCAAGCUCCUGGAGUGGAAGUGCUCACACUUGACCGAGAGUCGUUUCUGAAGCUUAUUGGUGAUCUCGAAGCGUUAAAGCGCGACUAUGGAGAUAAAGAACGACUAGCACAAGUUUCAUUAGAACCGCCUAGCCCCACAAAAGAUAUCAUUCGCGAAGAGUUUGCCCACGUUCAUCUGAAAAAUAUAAAGCGAUUAGCAACAUUAGGUGUUGGUGGAUUCGGGCGUGUUGAAUUGGUCAGCAUUUCUUUUAUUCUCCAAUACUUACAACCUUACUUAGUUUUGAUCUUUUUCUUUUGAUU